UCUGAUUGGUCAGUGGGCGGAGAUUUUCACAGGUUCACAUGCUCCCGAGCAGGUUAGGUGUUCAGCGUAAGUUACCGUGGCGAUAUACCCAGAGAGGGAGAGUCAGAGACCGACAGCGGACUGUUGCAGCUGAUCUGUGCGGUACAUCUGUGGAUCGAGAACUAAGCCUGGAGGUCUGUAAGAAAAAUGAGUCUUCUGCAAACCAGCAAUGCAACUCCAAAUGGAGAGCAAAAUUCCACAGAUGAACCCGAAUGGCUCAAGGCUGCGAUUCCUGUGUACAUUCUGCUCAUUGCCAUCUUUGGGAUUGUGUUAAAUGUGUUUAUCCUGACGGUUUUCUGCUUCCACAAGAAGGCAUGCACUGUGGCUGAGAUCUAUUUAAGCAAUCUGGCUGCUGCUGACCUUUUUUUGGUUGCUUGUUUGCCCUUCUGGGCGGCCUAUGUAAUCAAAGACUACGACUGGCCCUUUAACGGUCCCAUGUGUAAACUGGUUAGCCUUUCCAUCACCAUGAACACCUUCUGCAGCAUCUACUUCCUCGUUCUGAUUAGCAUAGAUCGCUCCGUCGCUCUGGUGCACCCACUGUCCUGUACAGGAAUGCGUAGGCCAAAAUUUGCUAAACUUGGCUGUCUGCUGGUUUGGGUUUUUGGUUUGCUUUUGAGUAUCCCCAUGCUAAUAUACCGAAAGUUAGUUGAUUACGGUAAUAAUACAUUAUGCGCUUUUGAACUUCCAACCUGCACUGCAUAUCUGCUCCAUGAGGGGAUUAUAUCUCUGUUCAUCUUCAUCAUUCCCAUUUUCAUUAUUUCCUUCUGCACCUACAAGAUAAUCCGAGGUCUGAAUGCACGCUUAAACUCCCAGAAAACAGAGCAGAAGGCGACCACACUGGUGCUCGCAGUCCUCAUCGCGUUCCUGAUCUGCUGGUUGCCAUUCCACCUGGUUAGGACCGUAGAAUUUGUUGAAGUCUUAAAACAGUUAGAUGUCCAAACAGCUGUAGGCACCUACAGGAUGAUCUUUCUCUACUUAGGCUUCUUCAACAGUGUUCUCAACCCUGUCCUGUACGUCAUCGUAGGAAAGAACUUCCGUGAAAAAGCCAAGGAGCUGUUCGGUCAAUGGAGCCCUGUGACUUUAAGCGUCGACUAUACAAGCUCAGAAGUGUUGAGAAGUAUGAACACUCAGGAUGUCUCAAAUUCAUCCACAUGAUUGCAAUGUGUUCAAGAAGCUAUGGCUUCAUUUUUAAAGAACAAGGAGGCAAAAAAGAAGAAGAAAGCUAAGAAGCGGAAGAAGGCCUUUUAUAUGCACAUCUCAUAGUUGCAGGGCAUUUCAAAAACAGAAGCAAGACAAGAAGGCAAACCUGCACACUUGCGUAUUGACACAAAAAAGUGAAUGCGCAUAAAAUGAGUGCAUACGCAAAAUCAGUUAGUGAAUCAGAAUCAUUCUAAAUCCACAGGCGUGCCCGCAACCUGCAAUCAGCAUACUACCACGCCCCCAUCUCUCCAUAUAGGGACGUCCGAUUGGUGUAUCAGGAUGAGUGCGAUGAGAUGGAGACACUUAAUUUUUUAGGAGAUGGCCCCAAAAGGAGAAAAACAUCGGUGUGUCUGUGGGCUUAAGCUGGCCACACACUAGCCGAUUUUAACAUAUAUACAUAUUUGUGCGUACGCGCUGUUAGUGAAUGAGGCCCAAUGUUUUGACCCACUAGUCUUCCUCGUGUGAUCUCCUCGCCAUUGAGUUGAACUUUUGUGAUUACAAAAAUCAUUUUUUUGUGGUAUAUUGGAUUAUAUGCAUAUUACUAUUAAGUUGCCGGAGUACCAUAUUUCCUGAAAUAAUAGACUGUAGACAAAUGGAAGCUCGUCUUGAAAAAUGGCAUGCAUGCUAUUAACUGUUAGCCGCUAAUCAGGAAUAGUGGCUAACACUUAAUGACAUGCAAAUACAAGUCAAGGAAAAAACGCUUCAUAAACUAAAGCAUUUUUUCCAUAAUAUGAGCACUACCAAUAGUGCUCAUAUUAUGUGCAUGCCAACUAUCUUAAUGUAUAUUACCAUUGCUGUAAUUUAAAGUAAAUUAUAGAAUGUAAUCAUGUUUGUUUUUUUUGCCAUUACAUUGCAUGAAUUGUGCUACACUGUAUUUUGUAGUAAGGUGUCCGUGGCUGCUGUGUAAGAAUUGUGCAACUCCCUGAUUUUCUCAGCAUGUUGCUGUUUUCACACGAAAAAUCUUGUUGAAAAUAAGGGUGAAAAACAGAAGCGAUCUAGUUUUGAAAGAGAUCCAGAUCUUAUUGAGUUAUUACAAACAGUCUCAUGCAGUUAUAAUUGACGACAGCAAAUGUUGCAGAUUUUGCCUUGUACUUCAUGUUAAAAAUAUAUUGAAGAACAAGAGUAAACUACAAAUAGAGGCCUGCACAAGCUAAGCAACGUUUGGUUUGGUUUGUUAUUCCUUUUUAGAUGUUUACUGCUCCUGGAUUGCAUAUUAUUCUAACAGCAUAAAGACUAUAACACUUGUGAAUUCUGCUAUGUCACACUGUUUUCCUUAGAGUCUAAUCUUCACUCUGUGAUGGACAAGAGUUGAGGUUUUAAUGUAUCUGAUAAUGUCUUAAACAUGACCAGAAUCAAUCAAGGGUCUAAUGGGAGAUUAGAUUUGACUCUUUGCAACAAUCCUCUUUCCUGUUUACAUUUUUUUUUUUUUUGUCUUUGGGAAUACUUUCUCUGGUGAAAGACUCUUAUUGCCGGAUCUGCUUCUUGGGUUCCAUCAUAAUAAGCUUUUCAAACGUAACACAAUAAUGCCACUGCUACAUAAUUAAACAGCACCAAUAGAUGUUUUUUUUUGCAGAAGUUAAUGGAACUAAUGGAGGAAAGAUUAGGAAAGAAGCUUAAUGUUUGUGGUUAACCCCUUGGUAUGACUCUUUCAUGGUAAGAUGUUCCUGAGUGUAUCUGUGCCUGUGUGGAACUGUGUUUUUUUUCUCUGCUCUUUCACAUUGUACUACAACGGCUGUCUUGUGAUAUUAAAUUUUUAAAAACCAAAA
Molecule: messenger RNA, 3005 nt
Organism: Labrus mixtus (cuckoo wrasse)
Lineage: Eukaryota; Metazoa; Chordata; Actinopteri; Labriformes; Labridae
Product: B2 bradykinin receptor-like
Exons: 3
Coding region: 187-1194 (335 amino acids)
Biological process (GO): neutrophil chemotaxis; G protein-coupled receptor signaling pathway; immune response
Cellular component (GO): membrane
Molecular function (GO): bradykinin receptor activity
Source: RefSeq, a predicted model, not a curated record